AUGUCGAGGCUCGCCCAUCACGAUCCCCCAGCCUCGUCUGUCGCUGACGAUGGCUCUGGCUUCAACAAACUCGACGAUAGUCCCACUGUCGGGCGCCGGGUCCAUGUCCCUGUGCCUUUGUCUGUAGCAUCACCGGCCUACAGUACCAGGACACAAAGACCGCCUAUCCCAAGUCCUCUGUCGGCCAGAAGCUGGACUGUCAGAUCCUCGCCAAGCCCGAGCCCUCGUCAAGAUUCCUUCCUCCCACCACACUCGAACACGAGCAAUCUUGGCCCGCGACAUUUCGACAAUACCCAGUCUAAUUCUGGUUCUGGACCAGAGGAGCAUACGACAUUUUACAGCGACUCGUCGAGGGAUCCAAGCCCAGAGCCGCAGAAUUCCAGACGGUGCUCCUCGCCUACCGCUCCUGAUGAUUCCCGCAUCGUUUCCGAUCCCCUAGCUCCCAGGCUUGCCAGUGACUCUCAAAAGUCACCAAAGCCAGCCAUGUCGGGUCCGGUGGGUGCUGCCCAAGAAAUUUCACAAUCUGCUGGGCUACCUCGAACUUCCUCCAUCGACUCUGCGAUAUCCGCUCUCUCGUCCGACAGGCCUGCCCAGCAACAUGGCUCGCAAGACUCCGGGUACGGAGCGGCCGAUGUCUCGAAUCUGGUGAAUAAGGCAGGCAGCCCAGAGGCAGUCAUUCAAACCCUUCUCAAGGAGAGACAGGCGCAGUCGCAACAGAACACCCAGCUAUGGCGUUUGGUAGACAAGCAACGGGCCAUGAUUCUGGGCCUCAACAAGGACCUCGAGCGGGCGCUGAAGGAAAAGGAAAAGUACAGGUUGAAAUUGAGGGAUCUACUAGCCAACGCCGCGUUGAGCCCGACGAGUUCGAACGAUUUACAGACCCCCUCUCGGCCCAAUGUUCCCCGGAUCGAUGUCAACCAGUCCUCAGUGGGAUUCUCUGAGGCGUCGUCCCUGGACUCACCUAGCCAAACCUUCUCCCCCAUCGAUGCGAUGAUCCCUCCCUACCCGGUCACGCCCAUCACACCCGCGUCUCUCCCAGACCAAGCGGCCAUGCCACCACCUCCAGACACGCCUCGACUCCAGGACCCCUCUCGAAUUCUGCCCAAGGUUAGGGAUCGGGCACCGGGCAGGGUUGACCGAGAUACAGAAGAAAAGUCAGAUCAAGUACCGCGAUUAAAGAAGGAGGACUCCCUCAAGGAUUUACAGUUCAAUGCCUCGCAGCCACCUACCCGUGCCCUGCCUCCGGACCCUCCCAAAGGCCCAUCAACGAAGCUCGGAUCUCCUACUGCUAUGAUGAUCGAAGCAAGAGUUCGAUCGGAAGGAGGAGUAGCCGGCUUUCCAGCGCCACCACGAAAGGCACCUCCUGCUCCACUCCAGCUGAACUCGCCUACUAAAGAGCUGGUACCAGAGGAAGAGACGGAUUCGGAUCUGGAUGAGAUUCUAGAAUCUGCAGACCUGGGAAGUGGAAGCGACGAUCGUGGCCGAAGGCGAACUCGGGCAGAGGAUGAGCUGGACAGAGGGCUCAGAGUCCAAAAGGAGGCCGAAGCAAGGAGUGCUUCUAAGAAGAGCUCAUCCAGCAAACCCGACUCACCUGCCGAAGCCGUCCCUCCUAGCCCCCGUCAGGCUCCGGGACAGCGCCCACAUACUGGCUCAAUGUCGCUUGCCGAAGUCCUUCAAGCCGAUGAGUAUAGCGACCCAGGAUCUCCAGCGAUGAGCUCUGGGCUGCCACUCAGCCCCAGACCUGUGAAUGUGAGACCUCCCAUACACUCUCCGCCACUCUCUCCUAGAAAUGCUGGGGGAUUUCCUUCAGCGCCCUUGUCACCAAGACCUCCCCGCCAACCAAUUCCUAUGCCUCCGAAUACACCGCUCGCAACACCGGCAGUGGCUUCCAUCGAUCAGUCCUUGAUGUCGCCGAAAGAAGGACUCACGAGCCCCACGGCGGUGACAACCCCAACUGAACGGACAAAGAUCUUCAAAGGCCUGAUUACUGAGGAGUUCCCUGAUCUUUUAUUGGCCCCCAACGCUUUACCAUCAAUUGCAAUCCGUGUUGCCUCAUCUCGGAUGAAGCCCUCGCGGGCAAGUCUGAUUUCGCUCACACAGCUUGAAGAAGACCCCGUGUUUACCUUGGCUGUCAUUUCACGUGCUGAUCGCAGUGAGUUAUGGCGACUCGAGAAGGACUCGGCGUCUUUGUCAAAAUUGGACCAACGGCUUAAGCAAUGCCCGGCUUUCACCGCAAGGACGCCGGACAAGUCUCUAUUUUCUGGCCAUGCUCCUGCGAAAGUGGACGCUAGACGCGCAGCACUGGAACAUUACAUGGAAGAAGUCUUGAAUACUCCCUUGGAUCCAAACACGGCACUUGAGCUUUGCAAGUAUCUAUCGAGAAACGCUCUCCCUCCCAAUGUGGAUGAACUAGGAGCCGGAAGCGGGGCACGAGAGGGAAGCUCGCAUAUGAUCGGUCCGGACGGGCGCCCUAUUCGUAGUGGCUAUCUUACCAAACGAGGCAAAAACUUUGGUGGAUGGAAAUCAAGGUUUUUCCUUCUUGAUGGCCCCCUGUUGAAAUACUACGAAACUCCGGGCGGUGCUCACCUCGGCACGAUCAGACUGCAGAAUGCACAAAUCGUCAGACAUUCGCAGAGCGGCGACAGCCACUCCCCGCCCAGGGGCCCGAACAGCGACGAGAUGGACAAUAAUUACCGCCAUGCAUUCCGAAUUCUGGAGCCCAAGAAGAAAGAUUUUAAUAGCCAUGUCAAGCAUGUUUUAUGUGCAGAGAACGACAAGGAAAGAGAUCUUUGGGUAAACGCUCUGUUGCAGUGGACUGAUUAUCGUGAAAAUGAAGAUGAGGAACCAGCACAGACCAGUAGAUCUAAUGCGGCUAGGAGUAGGAAGAGUAUGCCGCCACCAAGGUCGCACCAUCAGACUCAAGACUCAGAUACUUUGGUUGGUGUCCGAUACGAUUCGACGCAGCAUGGUGACGUCCCGCAGUUGGGUGGUAGACCUAAAACAUCUGGUGCUUCUAGCGACCAUCUCGGGCAUCACUAUAACAAUAGCGAUUCGAUGACUCCCAAGUUGAUAUCGGGACCGAAAGACCCUCAACCCAUUGCGGACCUUGCGGCCUGGGGCAAUAAGACAGGUUUGACGGCUCCAACUAGUGAGGAGAAGAAGGUACGGAAGCGAAGCUUUUUCGGGUUCGGGUCAAAGACGCGAUCCAAUUCAGACGGGCAAGAUUCCAUUCCUUCCGUUGGUGAUGGCUUCUCAACCACAGCUCCCUCGGGCAGUGGGUACCAUGGACCAGCACACCAGGUGUUUGGUUCUACAUUGGCUGAGGCCGUACGUUUCACUCCACCGCACGAUGUGGACGUGCCUCUCCCGUCAGUUGUCUACAGAUGCAUUCAGUUCCUAGAGCACAAGGACGCUAUUCUUGAAGAGGGUAUCUUCCGCCUGAGCGGUUCCAGCAUCGUAAUCAAAGGGCUUCGCGAGAGAUUUAAUGUGGAGGGUGAUGUGAAUCUGGUAACCGACGACCAGUUCUACGACAUCCAUGCAGUCGCCUCACUGCUCAAGCUCUAUCUGCGGGAGUUACCGUCGACAAUACUAACGAGAGAGUUGCACCUCGAGUUCCUGGGGACAACGGAGCUUGUCAGCCGCUUAGACAAAGUUGCGGCUCUUAGCGAACUAGUGCAGAGGUUACCGCUUGCGAACGCCACCCUGCUCAAGUACUUGAUUGCUUUCCUGAUCAAGAUCAUCAAUAAUUCAGAUAUGAACAAGAUGCCUGUGCGCAACGUGGGUAUUGUCUUUUCACCAACGUUGAACAUCCCGGCGCAAGUAUUUGCCAUGUUUUUGCAGAACUAUGAGCCCAUAUUCGGUAUUGCUCCUGAAGAGUAUGAGCUCCCAUCGGCCAAUGCAGAUCGCGAGUCGAAUAGACCCGUCGACUCACCCAUCCAAUUCGAUCCGCCACCUCCUCGACCCUCGACCUCAUCCGGCAGUCCUUCGCCACACCGCCAACCGCGCUUAGAUUCCAUGUCGUAUUACCACAACAAUCGAUCAACUCCAACCCCGCCGCUCAUUUCACACAGGGGAACUCCUACUCCACCAUUGGGACGUCAAGGUCAUGAUUCUCCACGCUCUACGACUCAGAGCUUAGGUCAGAGGCCUGGAACUGAGAGUGCAUCCGGCUCACCAACCGUGUCCGAGGCCUACAACCUGUAUUCGUCCAACCGAGGUGCAGCCUCUCAACAGUCACCAGUUGAAGAACCAAGCCCCGGCGGAUUGACUGUACAAGAUUCGUCUGCAAACAGUAGGCGCCGCGAGAGCGUCAUGUUUAUGGGAAACAUGCUCGGGCUACAACCUCAAAAUUCAAAAAGUCGUCUCCGGGAAGAGACGCGGUUCUAG
Clonostachys byssicola is the source of this 4386-nucleotide messenger RNA. NCBI's taxonomy places the organism in Eukaryota, Fungi, Ascomycota, Sordariomycetes, Hypocreales, Bionectriaceae. The record is from the annotation of a GenBank genome assembly.